Pestalotiopsis fici W106-1 is the source of this 1155-nucleotide messenger RNA. RefSeq lists its product as uncharacterized. The record is from RefSeq and is a predicted model, not a curated record. Bases 1 to 1155 code for a protein of 384 amino acids. Gene Ontology annotation, molecular function: protein binding. The transcript has a single exon. Lineage: Eukaryota; Fungi; Ascomycota; Sordariomycetes; Amphisphaeriales; Sporocadaceae.
AUGCAAGGUGACUCUCGCCGAGUCCCAACCUAUCAGAAUUUCCCCGGCGGAAGGUCAUUUACAGAUCUCCUUGAUGUGUUUCCGCCGCACCUAGUCUUUCGGAGGCGGAUGAUGGUAUCUAGUGAAGACCGCUACGAGUAUUCGAGCUGGGCCGACCAUUUGCGCAAAGCUGAGACACUUUGGAAAAUGGAUAAUAGGGCAGACCAUAAUGACUGGGCUUUGGUGUAUACUGAGCUCGAGCAACUGUUCAAUCUCAACCCUGGCGAUGAGGCAGGUCAAAAGCUUUUCAAGUUGUGGUACAAAAGCACAAUCGCUCGGGAAAUAUCACUAUCCAGUCUCCCGCCCAUGCACGUGGCAGCUCCGUUGGGUUUGUGUGGCUGGGCAGAGCACCUACUCAAGAAGAGGCAAGCAGACCCCAACGAGUCUGUUGAGCUUUUUCACAUAGUGUUUGAGGGGCCGAUGGCUUUUUAUCCCCUGCUAGUCGCAAAAAACAUGCCAAUGCUCCGAUUGUUGCUGGAAAACAAAGCCGACAUAAAUGUCGGCAAGGAGAGUGCGCUGCCAAUUUUCCUGAGCUUAAUGUUUCAAGACUCGAGUCUUGAGUCGCUGAGAUUGAUGCUGCACCACGGAGCUGAUCCUACGGUGUCAUCAUUCCAUGGCUUCGAUGCGUUUCACCUUUUCGCAGCAGUGGGAGAUGACCCAGAGGCGUUGCAGCUCUUGCUUGACCAUAGCCCGCCCGACCACAAACUCGGCAUCAAUGCUGCUGCUACCGACGAGUCGGUGCAAAAUUUCACGCCACUGCACAUUCUGUUUGCGAGGAAGGAUGGAAACACACCUAUAAACUUGCUGCGAGCCUUUGUGGAGUUCGGAGCAGACGUGAAUGCGGAAGAUUCUCAGUCAAUGCGGCCGCUCCAGAAGGCAAGUGCUUCGGGGGAUCUCGAGGUGCUCAAACCUCUGUGCGAAAACCACAAAAUCUCCGAGAUUGAUGAUGGGGGCUCUGGAGGUAGGACCGCGCUCCACACAGCGGCCGGAAAUAACCAUGCAGAUUGCGUCCAGUUCCUGCUCAGUCUAGGUGCAAAUGCCACAAUAGCAGAUGCGAAUGGCAGCACCGCGUUGCACGUCGCUACAUCUGAAAGCCAAGUCGACGCCGUUGUCUGA